UUUUGUUCCCAUACCCGGGGCAAAAGCGUCAUUCCACGGGUUUUACUGAAAAAGUCAACAAAGUAACUUCCAAAGUUACUGCUCUCUCUUCAUCCCUGAGCAGCUCUCUCUCCGGCGGCACGCCCUCAUUCUCUCUCUUGCUUAUGCAUCUCCGACAAAGCGAUUUCCUCUCCGACAAAGUCGUUUCCUCUCUGACAACCACCGCGGUUACACGUUUUCUUCUCCUUCUCUGUUCAAAAACGAAAGUGUCCUUCAAUAUAUGGCUGGAGCUACACUUCGAAUACAAUACUUGCUUUAUCCAAAACGGAAGAGUGGUGUGAUACAAAACUCGUAUCGUGGUGUUUGGAUGAAAGCAUUUUGGUGGAUUGCCUGGUAUGUGCCAACCAUGGCUUAUGUGGAGGGAGAUCCGAUCCAUCUUUUUCUAUCUCCUCCUAUGGUUAUGGUACACCAAAUUGUCCUGCUUGUAUGUUCAGUUUUGUCCAAUAGGGACAUGACACAAUUUCAAGAGUCUGAGCUAUUUAUUCACCAAGAGAUUAAUAAUUUUGUGGGAAGGAGGAUUAUCGGAGGUAGAAGAAGGUCAUCUUACUCAUUUUCACUUUGUUUAUGCUUAUUUGAUUGUCUCAAGCUUCCAAAAAGAUAAAUAAGUUGUUGAUUCCUAUUUCGUCAUAGGAAAACUAACUAACAAAUUUUAAUGUCUCCAUCGAUUGGAUGGGUUGAGCAAGCUAAGGUGAUAUUUUAUGGUCACGAUACCAACGAGGAAGCUUGGUGCGGGCCUGCGGGGUACUUCAAGGUUUUUGUGGAUGUCGGGAUGUUUUGUUUAUGUUGGCUCGGGGUUGGGUGCCGUGGUACGGUAUAGCGAUAAUGAUGUGGUGGAGUGUGUUGUGGUUCGAGUGUGGAAAAGUGGGAGUCGAGUGUGGGAGACGGGAAUACCAUUUUUUGGGUUUUCAAGUUGGCAUUGGAAACAAGGAUGAAUAGUGUUUUGGUAGAGAGUGACUUUGUUGGUGAAUCAUGCUUCGAAGAACAAUCCCAAUAGGAAAUAGUGAUUUCUAUCUCAUUAUACAUGAUAUUUUAGAAUUGAGGUGCAACUUUGUUAAUGUUUCUUUCUCUAUUGUCAACCGUAGUAAUAACAACGUAGCUCAUGAGUUGACUCAAUUGCAAUGUUGGGAGUUCGGUCGUAGAAUUUGAGAGGAUGAUUUCCCGAGUCGACUUUUGAAUGUAGCUACUUAUAACUUAUUAAAUCAAUCUAUGUAUGAUGGUUUUAACUAUAAAAAAUGGAGUAUUUAUGCUAAUGUUCAA
This is a messenger RNA of Spinacia oleracea (spinach), 1296 nucleotides long. RefSeq lists its product as uncharacterized. NCBI's taxonomy places the organism in Eukaryota, Viridiplantae, Streptophyta, Magnoliopsida, Caryophyllales, Amaranthaceae. The transcript has 3 exons. The record is from RefSeq and is a predicted model, not a curated record. Bases 260 to 640 code for a protein of 126 amino acids.